AUGAGAGAUUUUAUGAAAUUUUAUUCAAGUUUGGUUGAUAGAUGUUUUAAUGAUUGUAUUAAUGAUUUCACUUCAAAAACAUUAACAACAAAAGAGGAGACGUGUAUUCAACGAUGUACCGAUAAAUUUUUAAAACAUAAUGAAAGGGUAGGACAGAGAUUUGCAGAAUAUAAUCAAGGUGUGGCAGCUCAAGCACAAUCAGCUCAAUCCGGAAGCGGAGGGUGGUUUGGUGGCGGUCGAUAA
Molecule: messenger RNA, 243 nt
Organism: Funneliformis caledonium
Lineage: Eukaryota; Fungi; Glomeromycota; Glomeromycetes; Glomerales; Glomeraceae
Source: the annotation of a GenBank genome assembly